UUUUCCUCCUAAGGUGUGUUUGGUGAGUUGUCGAACCUUAGCCCUAUGUACUAUCCCGACAAGUUUGGAUUCCACUUUUGUGCCAUGAGCAUCAUCACAUAUUGUGGACAAUAUUUAUUCAUAGGAAACAUUGUACAGAGCUACAUUAAACUGAUUGUCGUGUUACUAAUGCUAGUGUCUACGGAGGUAGCUUCCAACUAUGAUGACUGUCUCAGAAGCUCAACAAGUAAGGGUUCUCAAAAGCUCCAUCACGGGCAAGAGGAGUGUGGCUCUCAAACUUUCAAAGAUAGUGCUACAGAUGAAGGCAUCCCUUGUGUAGCGUGUGUUAAUGGACAUUUGCUAUCUAGGAAAUGCUACAAGUUUGAAGGGUCGAACCAACAUCAAGGGAAUUCACGGCUCUCCAAUACUUCCAUCUGUUACAGUCUGGAUGGGUACCCUAAUACACGAGGAGAACCAGAACCCCUUCCAACAGAGGACUGUAAUACUUACAACUGCAAGCUUCCAGACUGCUUCUGCCAUGGAGGCUCCCCAAACAUUUCCAGGUCCGCUUUACCUAUGUUCGUGGCCAUCACCUUCGACGACUCAAUCAACCAUGACAGAUAUAACUCGCAGUUUCGACCAUUUUUUGUAGACAACGAUUACAACCUGUACAAUCCCAACGGAUGUGGUCUUAAAACAACACUUUUUGUUUCUCUGGACGCCGGGGACAUUUCGCUAGUAAAGACUUUGUGGGAUGCCGGGAAUGAAAUCGCAGGUCACACUCUUGCUCAUUCGUUGCCUGUCGGAUCAAGUGAAGAUGACUACAUACCCACAAUUGAAGCGAUCGAUGGUAUGCGUAAGAAGCUGCUGGAAGAGAUCGGGGAUUCUCAACUGGUCAACUCCAUCAUUGGAUUUCGCGCCCCGUAUCUGCGUGUGGCAGAAGAAACUCAGUACAAAGUCCUGAAGGACCUCGGGUUUCUGUACGAUUCUUCAUUGGUCUCUACAAGUCUUUACAGAACAAAGAAGCCCAUCUGGCCAUACACUUUGAAUUAUAGGAAUACAGAGGGGUGUGACAACUGGUUUUGCCCUGAAGAUUCAUAUUCGGGUUUCUGGGAAAUCCCGUUGAAUGCUUGGAUAGGUGACGAUGGCUUCUACUGUUGGAUGCUGGACGGGUGCACUGUUGGUCAGUCGAAAGAAGUUGCAACUGUUAAACAGUGGUUUGACUAUUUUCAACGUAACUUUGAGCCCUUCUACGAGACCAAGACGCCAAUGUCUUUCUACACCCACGCCAACAUGUUUGAUUUUUACCCGAACGCGUUUCCCGCCUUCGUCCAGUGGCUGAAACAUGUCACGCGCUCUUACAAGGACGUCUGGUUCGUCACCUUGCAGCAGCUUCUCUUCUGGAUGAAGAGUCCAAUGAGCCACGAGCAAAUGUUGGCCAAGAACUGGGGAUGUUAAAGUAUCUCCAUCGUAGGAUUCUAGAUAUCUGAAUUUGAUGUUUGUUGAAAUAAAGUAGUAUUUGUCUUGUUAAUUUUAAA
Biomphalaria glabrata is the source of this 1517-nucleotide messenger RNA. RefSeq names its product chitin deacetylase 7-like. The transcript has 9 exons. The record is from RefSeq and is a predicted model, not a curated record. Bases 46 to 1437 code for a protein of 463 amino acids. Gene Ontology annotation, biological process: carbohydrate metabolic process. NCBI's taxonomy places the organism in Eukaryota, Metazoa, Mollusca, Gastropoda, Planorbidae.